This is a messenger RNA of Betta splendens (Siamese fighting fish), 2183 nucleotides long. It is a transcript of the gene fhl3a, whose product is annotated as four and a half LIM domains 3a. The transcript has 7 exons. NCBI's taxonomy places the organism in Eukaryota, Metazoa, Chordata, Actinopteri, Anabantiformes, Osphronemidae. Gene Ontology annotation, molecular function: transcription coregulator activity; actin binding. Gene Ontology annotation, cellular component: stress fiber; nucleus; Z disc. Gene Ontology annotation, biological process: actin cytoskeleton organization. The coding region runs from base 322 to 1161 and encodes 279 amino acids. The record is from RefSeq and is a predicted model, not a curated record.
ACAAAAGUAGCCGGCGCGCCGCAUCAGUCGCCGCCGAAGUUUCACUGCAGUCUGACGGAAGGCGAAAAGUUCCGCACCAGGCGGGAGACGCUCCUGAGCCGCCGGAGCAGCGAACGAGCCACUGGUCCCGGACCCGGUCCCGGUCCCGGUCCCGGUCCCGCCCUGACGCCACGGGAGGCGGUUACGGCUGUCAGGCUGCACGCGCCGCCGCUGCGUUUCAUUCCUCUGGUUCGCUGAGAGACAGGACACAGCACGUCACCAGUUAGACUCACGCAGCAUAACCCUGGAAUGCCUUUGACCAAAAUGGGAUAAAGAAAAACCAUGGCCGACCGCUUCGACUGUGACAACUGCAAAGAGUCGCUGUACGGCCGCAAGUACAUCCAGUCGGACGACAGCCCGUACUGCAUCCCCUGUUACGACAGCCUGUUCUCCAACACGUGUGACGAGUGCAAAGAGCUCAUUGGCCACGACGCGCGGGAGCUCUUUUACGAGGACCGGCAUUAUCAUGAGCACUGCUUCCGCUGCUUCCGCUGCGAUCGCUCCCUGGCAGACGAGCCCUUCACCAGCCAGGACGACGCCUUGCUCUGCAACGACUGCUACUGCAACGAGUUCUCGUCCAAGUGUGUAGCCUGUGACAAAAUCGUCAUGCCAGGCACAAGGAAGCUGGAGUACGCAGGCUCCACGUGGCACGAGGGCUGUUUCAUCUGCCACAGCUGUGGUCAACCCAUCGGCUCCAAGUCCUUCAUCCCCGACAAAGACGACCACUACUGCGUGCCCUGCUAUGAGGAAAAGUUCGCCCCGCGCUGCACGCGCUGUAAAAAGACGCUGGCCAAGGGCGGCGUGACCUACCGGGACGAGCCGUGGCAUAAGGAGUGCUUCGUGUGCACCAGCUGUAAGACGCAGCUGGCCGGGCAGCACUUCACCUCCAGGGACGACAGCCCGUACUGCCUCAAGUGCUUCGGCAACCUGUACGCCAAGAAGUGCGAGGCCUGUGGCAAGCCCAUAACAGGCUUCGGCGGAGGGAAGUACAUCUCGUUUGAGGACCGCCAGUGGCACCAGCCGUGCUUCACCUGCUCCCAGUGCUCCGUUUCACUGGUGGGCGCCGGCUUCUUCCCUGACGGAGACCGGAUCCUGUGCCGCGACUGCCACAGCAAUCUAUAGAGCGGUCAUUAACCAUCUGCUCAACCUUCCUUCAAUUCGUUUCUGCCCUUUGUCACAGCAUUUCAACCCCCCAAAGCCCCUGGCUAUUAUACAAAUUGCCUCUCAGGUCAUAUUAAUGUAAAGGGCGUGACAUCCUGUUUUGAUGCUGCAUUGUCUCCAUGAAUCGUCAUAAUCACAGCCUCCCUAAUACCAAACGCUAUUGAUUUUAUUAAACAAAGUUAUAGAGUGCCUUAAAACAUUUGUUUCUAUUGAACCAAAGAAAUGCAAAGUGCUAGUCGUUUUGCAGAAAGAUCCUUUAUAUUUGAUACACGCUGCCACUUCAGUGUGUGAACUGUAUUUGCCGCGAUGCAGAGUAGGGUACGUCCUGACGUUACUCUUGUCCCCUGUCACGUUUCCACGAUGCAGGCCCUUAUUGUACAUAGGAGGAGUGACACUGUAGUAAAGAAUGCAAAAAUGUAAUGUAACAAAGUCAAAGCAAGAAAAAGACGAGGUCACACGUUCUGCUGCAUGGUAGAUAUGAUCAGUAAAGUCAUUUGCACUUUGUAUGAGACACAUCAGAACACAAAGACCUGCACAAAGCACAGAUCACCUUUUCCUAAGUUGUGUAUUUCCGCUCUUUUCAUUUUCAUUUGCCGUCAUGGAUCAUUUUAUCACCUUCGCUGAAAGAGCCAGCUUUUAUAACCAAAUGAAGCUGAGAAGCGGUGCAGGACUGUUUGUGUGUCGCAGCUCGUGUCUCCGUCUGCCACGAUUUUGCCUCUGUCAUCAUUUUGUUGCUGUUUAGUGCUUCUGUUUUGCAUUGUUAGUUUUUACUUCUAUGUGUUAAAAGUAUAAAAAGAACCUAUUUCAUGAAUUCAGCUUUGAUGCUGGUGAGUCAGAGUUGGCAAAUACACCUUUAUGAGAUGCAUAAGAGGCCAUCAGGGCAAUAAUACUGUAAGAGAAAUGAUAAAAAAAUGAUAUAGCUCAAUGCUACAAUGGUUAGUCUUACUUGUGAAGUCUUGUUGAAUAAAUUUACACUGACUGAC